Polyodon spathula (Mississippi paddlefish) is the source of this 1760-nucleotide messenger RNA. Its product is annotated as DNA damage-binding protein 1-like. The record is from RefSeq and is a predicted model, not a curated record. NCBI's taxonomy places the organism in Eukaryota, Metazoa, Chordata, Actinopteri, Acipenseriformes, Polyodontidae. The transcript has 5 exons. The coding region runs from base 1029 to 1760 and encodes 243 amino acids. Gene Ontology annotation, molecular function: protein binding. Gene Ontology annotation, cellular component: site of double-strand break; nucleus. Gene Ontology annotation, biological process: proteasome-mediated ubiquitin-dependent protein catabolic process; DNA repair.
UUCAUCCCAGGCUGUGUUAAUGUUGUGUUCAGUUUAUCCCAGGCUGUGUUAAUGUUGUGUUCAGUUUAUUCCAGGCUGUGUUAAAGCUGGCUCGUUUGUUGAUCCCAGGCUGUGUUAAAGCCGGCUCGUUUGUUGAUCCCAGGCUGUGUUAAAGCCGGCUCGUUUGUUGAUCCCAGGCUGUGUUAAAGCCGGCUCGUUUGUUGAUCCCAGGCUGUGUUAAAGCCGGCUCGUUUGUUGAUCCCAGGCUGUGUUAAAGCCGGCUCGUUUGUUGAUCCCAGGCUGUGUUAAAGCCGGCUCGUUUGUUGAUCCCAGGCUGUGUUAAAGCCGGCUCGUUUGUUGAUCCCAGGCUGUGUUAAAGCCGGCUCGUUUGUUGAUCCCAGGCUGUGUUAAAGCCGGCUCGUUUGUUGAUCCCAGGCUGUGUUAAAGCCGGCUCGUUUGUUGAUCCCAGGCUGUGUUAAAGCCGGCUCGUUUGUUGAUCCCAGGCUGUGUUAAAGCCGGCUCGUUUGUUGAUCCCAGGCUGUGUUAAAGCCGGCUCGUUUGUUGAUCCCAGGCUGUGUUAAAGCCGGCUCGUUUGUUGAUCCCAGGCUGUGUUAAAGCCGGCUCGUUUGUUGAUCCCAGGCUGUGUUAAAGCCGGCUCGUUUGUUGAUCCCAGGCUGUGUUAAAGCCGGCUCGUUUGUUGAUCCCAGGCUGUGUUAAAGCCGGCUCGUUUGUUGAUCCCAGGCUGUGUUAAAGCCGGCUCGUUUGUUGAUCCCAGGCUGUGUUAAAGCCGGCUCGUUUGUUGAUCCCAGGCUGUGUUAAAGCUGGCUCGUUUGUUGAUCCCAGGCUGUGUUAAAGCUGGCUCGUUUGUUGCAGGCUGGUCAAUAGGGGGCGCUCAACCAGGCUGUUUAAAGUGCUGUGCAGUGCGGUGGCCGGGAGUUGUAAUUAAACUGCUUUUCCUUGCGUGUUUGUGAAAAGCGCGCUGAUAACACGGUUUUUAUGACAGUUUUAUUUUGAUUCUGAUAACAGUUAUUGUUUUUUCUCCUGUCGCCAUGUCCUAUAACUACGUGGUGACGGCCCAGAAGCCCACCGUGGUCAAUGCGUGCAUUACGGGUCACUUCACCUCCUCCAAGGAUCUGAAUCUGCUCAUUGCGAAGAACACGCGGCUGGAGAUCUACGUGGUGACUCCGGAGGGGCUGCGGCCGGUCAAGGAGGUGGGCAUGUACGGCAAGAUCGCCGUCAUGGAGCUGUUCAGACCCAAGGGGGAGAGUAAAGACCUUCUUUUCAUCUUGACGACCAAGUACAAUGCCUGCAUCCUAGAGUACAAGCAGUGUGGAGACAGUAUCGAUAUCCUGACCCGCGCACACGGCAACGUGCAGGAUCGCAUCGGCCGGCCCUCGGAGACGGGAAUCAUCGGGAUCAUUGACCCGGAGUGCCGAAUGAUCGGGCUGCGUCUAUAUGACGGCCUGUUCAAGGUGAUCCCGCUGGACCGGGACAACAAGGAGCUGAAAGCCUUCAACAUCCGCCUAGAGGAGCUGCAGGUCAUUGACGUCAAGUUCCUGUUCGGCUGCCAGGUGCCCACCAUCUGCUUCGUCUACCAGGACCCCCAGGGACGCCAUGUGAAGACCUACGAGGUCUCCCUGCGAGAGAAGGAGUUCAACAAGGGCCCCUGGAAGCAGGAGAACGUGGAGGCGGAGGCAUCCAUGGUCAUCGCAGGUAGGCAGGGAGAGGGAGAGGAAUUCAUGAUCAUCACAGGAAGAGGAAGAGGGAGAGGGGGAGGGUAA